CCAGAAUGAAAUCCUGAUUGGUUAUCAAAGUAGACGUGGCAAAUCCAUCAACGGUCAAAACCGGCAUACCUUAUCCUCCCAUCAACGAAAUCGAUCAUCAAACACUCCACUCCCGCUCUUCAUUGUCUCAUUUCCUCGUCCCCGAAGAAAAUUUGAAUCAUUCUUUCAUUAAAGAUUCUGCAAUGGCACUACAAGCAGCUUCCUUGGUACCCUCGUCAGUUGCAUUUCACAAAGAGGGGAAACACAUAGGUUUUAAAGAGACAUCUUUCCUUGGAAUUUCAAUCUCAGACCAUUUCAAAGCUGAAUUUCAUCCUCCAACGUUGAGGAUUAAGGAUGUCAGAAAUGGGACUAUUAGAGCCCAAACAGUUACGUCAUCACCAUCAAUUGACCAAGGAACCUCUGGAAGUAAGAAGACACUAAGAAAGGGCAAUGUGGUUAUAACAGGAGCAUCAUCUGGGCUAGGCUUAGCCACGGCCAAGGCCCUCGCAAUGAUGGGAAAUUGGCAUGUAACCAUGGCCUGUAGAGAUUUCCUCAAAGCAGAAAAGGCUGCCAAGAGAUUAGGUCUGCCGAAAGAGAGCUACUCUGUCAUGCACCUUGACCUUGCCUCCCUCGAAAGUGUUCGUCAAUUUGUAGCUAACUUCAGGUGUUCUGGUAAACCACUCGAUGUGUUGGUUUGCAAUGCGGCUGUGUAUUUGCCUACAGAUAAAGAGCCUACUUUUACUGCUGAUGGCUUUGAGCUUAGUGUUGGGACCAACCACCUUGGGCAUUUUCUUCUAUCGAGGUUGCUUCUUGAUGACUUGAACCAGUCCGACUAUCCGUCCAAACGCCUUAUAAUUGUUGGUUCUAUAACAGGAAACUCAAACACACUAGCUGGAAAUGUCCCCCCAAAAGCCAACCUUGGGGAUCUGAGAGGACUUUCUGGAGGACUUUCUGGAGUAAACACCUCACCAAUGAUUGAUGGCGGUGAAUUUGAUGGUGCAAAGGCCUACAAAGACAGCAAAGUAUGCAACAUGCUAACUAUGCAAGAACUCCACAGGCGAUUCCACGAAGAAACUGGAAUUACUUUUGCUUCUCUCUACCCUGGAUGUAUAGCUGAGACUGGUCUAUUCAGGAAUCAUGUUGCAUUAUUUAGAACUCUUUUCCCACCCUUUCAAAAGUACAUCACAAAAGGUUAUGUUUCCGAAGAGGAGGCUGGAAAUAGGCUUGCACAGGUAGUUAGUGAUCCAAGCUUGACGAAAUCAGGGGUUUACUGGAGCUGGAACAAGAAUUCUAAAUCUUUUGAAAACGAGCUGUCGAAGGAAGCUAGCGAUGAGGAGAAAGCAAGGAAAUUGUGGGAGAUUAGUGAAAAGCUUGUUGGAUUAGCUUAGAAUAAUUUUGAAAUCCAGGGGCACCUAAGUCUUCAAGUUGUCUUUAGAAUGAUAGGAUAAGUAGUCUAAAGAUAUGUAGAUGCGAAGGCUACAGUGCAGUGUGUAAAAUCUUAAUAAUCAUUCCAAUUUUCAACUCAUGCAUUUAUUUUAGAAGUAUAUCAAUGGCGUUGGGUGGUUUUGCAGAA
This is a messenger RNA of Beta vulgaris subsp. vulgaris (sugar beet), 1552 nucleotides long. RefSeq names its product protochlorophyllide reductase. Gene Ontology annotation, molecular function: protochlorophyllide reductase activity. Lineage: Eukaryota; Viridiplantae; Streptophyta; Magnoliopsida; Caryophyllales; Amaranthaceae. Bases 183 to 1367 code for a protein of 394 amino acids. The transcript has 5 exons. The record is from RefSeq and is a predicted model, not a curated record.